This is a messenger RNA of Neoarius graeffei (lesser salmon catfish), 1377 nucleotides long. RefSeq names its product V-type proton ATPase subunit H-like. Gene Ontology annotation, molecular function: proton-transporting ATPase activity, rotational mechanism. The transcript is spliced from 12 exons. Bases 1 to 1377 code for a protein of 458 amino acids. Gene Ontology annotation, cellular component: lysosomal membrane; vacuolar proton-transporting V-type ATPase, V1 domain. NCBI's taxonomy places the organism in Eukaryota, Metazoa, Chordata, Actinopteri, Siluriformes, Ariidae. The record is from RefSeq and is a predicted model, not a curated record. Gene Ontology annotation, biological process: proton transmembrane transport.
AUGGACAUCCGAGGAGCAAUGGACGCUACUGUCCCAACCAACUUCAUUGCCGCCAAGGCGGCUGAGGUCCGAGCCAACAAGGUCAACUGGCAGUCCUACUUACAGGGCCAGAUGAUCUCAGGAGAAGACUGUGAGUUCAUCAAGAAGUUUGAGGUCGCUCAUUCUGAGCAGAAGCAGGCAAUUCUGACAAAUGAAGGACAGCAGUGUGCAAAGACCUUUCUCAACCUAAUGGCUCACAUAUCAAAGGAGCAGACGGUUCAGUACAUCUUAACAAUGAUCGAUGACACUUUGGAGGAAAAUCAUCUGGGAGUCAACAUUUUCUCUGAUUAUGCCAAGAAGACAAAAAACACAGCAUGGUCAUAUUUCCUACCGAUGCUAAACCGCCAGGACCUUUUCACCGUUCACAUGGCUGCCCGGAUCAUUGCCAAGCUGGCGGUCUGGGGCCGGGAUCUGAUGGAAGGGCGUGAUCUGAACUACUACUUCAACUGGAUCAAGGUUCAGCUUAGUUUCCGGAAACUACAUGGUUCACGUGCAGGAACAGGAACCAUCUCUCCCAGUGAAAGCUCUCAGUACGUUCAGUGUGUCGCUUGUUGCCUGCAGAUGAUGCUGAAGGUGAAUGAGUAUAGAUUUGCCUGGGUCGAAGCUGAUGGAGUGAACUGCAUCAUGGCAGUGCUGAGUAACAAGUGUGACUUCCAGUUGCAAUACCACAUGAUCUUCUGCAUAUGGCUUCUAGCCUUCAGCCCUCAGCUGUGUGAACAAUUGCACCGCUACAACGUGGUGCCCGCCCUCUCUGACAUUCUGCAGGAGUCCAUCAGAGUGAAGGUCACCCGCACCAUCCUCGCUGCUUUCAGGAACCUGCUGGAGAAGUCUGCAGAGAGGGAGACUCAUCAGGAGUAUGCUUUGGCCAUGAUUCAGUGCAAGGUUCUGAAACAACUGGAGAAUCUGGACCAGCAGAAAUAUGAUGAUGAGGACAUUGCUGAUGACCUCAAGUUCCUUCUGAAGAGACUGGGGAAAAGUGUCCAAGACCUCAGCUCCUUUGACGAGUACAGUUCUGAGCUAAAGUCUGGCCGACUUGAGUGGAGUCCAGUGCACAAGUCAGAGAAGUUUUGGAAAGAGAAUGCCGUCUGUCUGAAUGAGAAAAACUACAAACUGCUCAAGAUUCUGAUCAGGCUGCUAGAGAAGUCUAAUGACCCUCAGGUUAUUGCUGUGGCUGCUCAUGAUGUGGGAGAGUAUGUAAGACAUUACCCUCAUGGCAAAAGGGUGAUCGAAGAGCUGGGUGGAAAGCAGCUGCUGAUGAGCCACAUGUACCACAAGGACCAACUGGUGCGCUACAAUGCCCUACUCGCCGUUCAGAAGCUCCUGGUGCAUAACUGGUAA